Antechinus flavipes (yellow-footed antechinus) is the source of this 6950-nucleotide messenger RNA. It is a transcript of the gene GNG7, whose product is annotated as G protein subunit gamma 7. The record is from RefSeq and is a predicted model, not a curated record. Gene Ontology annotation, cellular component: heterotrimeric G-protein complex. Gene Ontology annotation, molecular function: G-protein beta-subunit binding. Gene Ontology annotation, biological process: G protein-coupled receptor signaling pathway. The transcript is spliced from 6 exons. The coding region runs from base 425 to 631 and encodes 68 amino acids. Lineage: Eukaryota; Metazoa; Chordata; Mammalia; Dasyuromorphia; Dasyuridae.
AGCGGAGGUGGGAGCCUGAGGCGGCAGCGGCGGCGGCAGCGGCCUCCCUCCGUCCUCCCUCCCUCCCUCCCUCCUCCCGCCCGCCCAGCUCGCCUCCCGGCUGCCCUUGUGCCUCACACACCCCCCUGGCCUCCUCCGUCCCAGCGCUCGCUCCAGGAGCUGAGCCGGCCCCGCCUGAGGAGCAGCAGCGGCGGAAAGAUCCAGCUUCCUUCAGUCAAAUAAGACUUUCUACCUUGAUGCUGAGAAUCCUUAAAGACAGUGAACAAGGAGGCUGAGUGGUGACAACAAUCUGAGAGGUCCAGGCCAACAUUCCAGACUGAAAGCAGUGGAAGAGUAGCUCCAACGUGGAUCUCCUGACUCGGAAAAUCUGAGUACAGUGGGACAAGCUUUCUCAAGAGUUCGGGUCUAGAGCUGAUGGCAGACAAUGUCAACAACUAACAACAUAGCUCAGGCUCGGAAGCUGGUGGAACAGCUCCGCAUCGAGGCUGGAGUGGAGAGGAUCAAGGUCUCCAAAGCCUCCUCCGAGCUCAUGAGUUACUGUGAACAGCACGCCCGGAAUGAUCCCUUGCUGGUGGGAGUGCCUGCCUCAGAGAACCCCUUCAAGGACAAAAAGCCUUGUAUCAUCCUGUAGCUCCAUCCUCCUGUGCGUACAGAGCCUCUCUCCCUGGAAGGGCCAUCCCCGUUCAAUACCGAUCUCAAGCCAAACCUGUCCUAAGUCACAAAAACUCUCGACGGCCAAAACCAUCCCCAGCACCAUUGCGGCCACCCCCACCACCAUGAGGAGGGGCGAACACUAUGCUUUGUGUUCGGGUGGAAAAUCAAAUCCAGCGUGCCCACAAGGUGGGGUCAGCCUACCAAUUUGAAGCAGUCUAAAUGUCCUUGAGAGGAGGGGUUAGGGUCAGGGUUUUGAUUUUUUUUUUUAAGAUACUCUAGUGCCAUUUAAAUAGUGGUUUCAAAAUAAGGGUGGGUGGAGAGACAGGGGGAGACCUAGGACGUCUGCCAGUUAUUAGAGGGCCCUCCCAUCAAGGUCAAAGUGAACUUAGAUUGUAAUUCUUCCUAGAUUGGCCUGCCAUUCAGAGACUCGGGUUAGAUUGGCAGGAGUUCAGAGUUAAAGGAAUUGCUCAUUCUUUUAAAAAAGAAACCUACUCUUUCAUUUAAAAAAGAAAAAACAUAUGGAAAUUAUGCAUUGCUAAAAGGGGACCAGGGGAGGAUAUUUUGACAACAGUAUCAUAUAAACGGAUAAUGAAGGCAUGGAUGGGAGGGGAGGGAGGCAGAGGGCAUAGGGAAGGGAAGUUAUCCAUGGAUUAGAGCAUGCAUUUCCCAACUCACACAACAUAUGGCAUUUGUAUCUCCACCACCACAUUGUGGGCAGCACUCUCUGUAUAGCUCCCCAGCCAUCAAGGGAAUUAAUUGACAGUGGCUUGAACUGGGGAGUGCCCAUCUCCUUGCAUUGCCAAUUUGGGAAGGGGGGGGGGAGGGGCAUUGGGGGGAAGCAUGAAGUAUAGAUGUGGGUAUUUGAAAUCUUUGAUUCCAUCCUAGCUCUUCAAUUUCUGUGUAUUGUUGCCUGAGAGGAGGCUCAGGAUGAAUCCUUUGGUCUUGUCUUCUGAGAAUUGGGGGUGGGAGUGGGGUCAGAAUUGCUUUUUGCUUCUGAGGAUAAGGGGGUUUGAAAGUUAUUCAUUUGUUGUUGUUAUUGGGUUUUUUUUUAAUUAACUGUAUAGCUUAAUCCUUUUUUUAAACUCCUGCUCAUUUAAGAGAUGAUUCUUUGUCAAAGACACUAAAAUAAGUGCCCCCCAAGGGUCCUCGGUUUCCUUUCUCCAGGAUCAAAAUGUGCCCACCUACCCCUUUAAAUCCCAGAAAAGUGGAGCUUAAGUCAAUUCAGUUCAAUCCUACAGCCAAUUAUUAAAUACUAUGUGCCAGCUCUUGUACUAAACACCAGGUAGAGUUUAAGGCAUGCACUAAGAUAAAAAGAAAUUGUCCAUGUCCUCCUGAAGUUUAAAAUCCUAUAGAGGAGGCAAAACUCUUGCACAGUUAACAGCAACAUAAAUUGGAAUAAAAGGAGCCAAAGGAGACGUCCCUCUCAGGUGCUGGAGGAUCUCAGAGGAUGUUGAGGGGUAGUGCUUCUGUGGGGAGUCAGGAAAAGCUUCAUGGAGGAGGUUCUACCUGAGUCAGGCCUUAAAGAAAAGACAGAGGGAUGAUGAAAUAUUGUUAGAGCCAGAAUGCUGAGCUUCCCUGACCCUCAUGUCCAAUGAAGAGAAAUUCUCUUCCUCCUCACUAGGAAUGACCCAACACUAGAAAUACCCAGUGAAGCAACUCCUUUUACCUUAUUUGCUGCUAUUACUGGCAGCCUAUAACAAAGCAAAGAAAGUCUCUCCUCUGCUGUAUCAUAGAAUUUGGAGUUGAGACUUUAAAGAUAAACUAGUCCAAUUGUCUCAUUUUCAAUUGAGGUCUCCAGAAUCAAGUGACUUGCUACAAGGUCACACAAUGACAGAGCUGGUAUUGAAACCCUGCUUAAGGUUUAUUGUCCAAAAUAGUCCUCUGGGAGUUGCAUGUAAACUGAGGGACAGGGGAAGAAUAGAGCUCAGGGAAGCCUCUCCCUUCCCAUUUACCAGCCAAAUCUCUUUACUCAAUAGCAAGGCCAUGGCCUCCUAGCAUGUGCUAAAAAAGCCAGAUUUUAGAUGACUGAAUUCAUAGUGUCACAUACUAAGAGACUUUAGAGAUCUUAUUCCUCCAAGUGAUUCCCCUGUCCACAAACUUAUUACCAAGGGACCUUGACCUUAUUUCUUGAACCUAUAGUGAUUUGUCCUCUUCCUCACUCUCAGCUCCUUCCUCGUGAGCUUUGAUGUUCUAAGGAUGCAGAAUUUGGAGCCAAGAUAGGGACCUCCAGAUCAUCUAAUCCAUUUCACAAAAGUUAAAAAAGAGGCUCAGAGAGAUUAAGGAAAUUACCCAAUGUCACACAUGUCUGGGAAGUAGCAAAGCCAAGGUUUCAACCCAGAUCUUCUGACUACAAAUUUUCACUGCCUGUGAAAGAGAUUUUAUCAAUUUACAGAAAAGCUUGGGUUAAGGCCAAUCUAGUCCAAUCCCCUCAUUUUAUAGAAGAAACUCAAGGUGGGGAAGGGACUUGCACAAGGUCAUUAAGUGGCAGAACCAAAACUUUAGAAAUCUGCUCUUUCUACAUUGCUGAAGGCAAAGAACCUUCCCACUGGGAUAAUUGUGCCAAAUUCCCAGAUGAAUUUACUUAGAACUGCCCUAGGAAUCACAUAGCAAAGAGUACUCAGCUGUCCAGCAGCAUGAUUUCCAAGGGACAACAUUGAGCUGGGAUUUGGGAGAGAAAAUUACAAUCCUAGGCCCCACUUACUUAGUAGCUAAAACAGCCAUUGUGUUGAGUGAGGGUGCCACAAUUUCCCACCCUUUAUCUUUGAGAUAAAUAGGUGUGGCUAGUGCUAACCGGCUUUGGACUCUUGUCCACCCUCGCUUGAGUGUUCUGGCAGUCCUCUCAGCCAGAGCACCAAACACACCUCCUCCUUGGCCCCUUCCUGCUUUAAGAAAGGGAAAGUUCAAAGGAUCCCUGCUUCAUUCCACUUCAACUUCAUCAUAGGAUCUCAAGUUGAAAAGGACCCUAAUGUUCAUUGAAUCUAAACCUUUCAUGUUAUUUAGAUAAGGAAACCGCAGUCCAGUGAAAAAAGAUGAUUUGCCCAAGAUUAUUGAGAGUCUGGAUUCAGACCAGUCCUCUGAUGUUAAAUCUAAUGUAAGAACCUUAAGGUGUCUGGGUCCCAAUGGUCCCAAGGACCAUUUUUAGGGAUAUUUAAAAGACUUAGUGGUGGCAAAUACUGCAUGCUCUUUUAACUGCCAGCUGAGUGUGAGACUAUUUACAAGGUGAUUCAUCUUCCCCUCCAAUACUAGUUCAGGAACUUCCUAGAUCAUAUCCUUCAGGCCACAAACCCAGCCUUAGGGCCCUCAAGGUCUAGCCCUUAAAAGUGCCAGAACACAGGCCAAGGAAAGGAAAAGAUGACUGAAGAAAAAGGGGAAGUCAAGUCCUCCAGGAUGUACAGCUGGAGAGGGGACAUUUGUCAGAAAUACAGCUUGUGAAGACCCCAUCUGCCCCAAAGAUGGCUCUGUAGAUCUGUCUUUCAUUCCUCCAUCUUAAUAGCACUGUGAAACUUUAGAAAUAAAAAAAAUGAGACUUCCCCUCUAUCUGGCCUUGAAAAAAGCAAAAUAAGUGCUGAGUAUGUUUCUCUGGUGGAAACUUUAAAUAUCAUCAAAUCCAAACCCUCUCGUUUUGCUUGAAGGGAAAUUGAGGCCUGAAAAAGGAAUAUAAUUUGUCUAAGAGGGUCUGGCUCUUUCAGCAAAAGUCCUAGAUCACUUGCACCCUCCUCCCUGAAGCACUGGCUUAUCCCAGACAUUCAGCUCUGCUAUGGAUCUGGCUGGGCAUUUACACACAAGUUUCUGGGCCACAGGUGAGACCUUCUCUCUAGAUCCUUUUGAUUUCUCAGUAUUGCAGUAGACCUUGUUUACCUUCCUCCAGAAAAUACAUUUUGUUUUGCCAAUUCCCAGGGCAUUGCCCCUACCUUUUCUCCUGCCCAGGAGUGGGCAGCUGUGCCAAAUCUGAAAGGGAAUCCCUUCAUAGCAGAGCCCUGGCUAAUAGCUGACCUCUGUCCAAGUGCCAGUGACAUCAUCCUGAUUAUCCAGGAGAUGAAACCAGUUAAUUUACAAUGAGGGGGUUGGACUAGAUAAUCUAAGGGCCCUUCCAGCUCUUUUAUAGUCUUCGAAUGUAAUUCUGAGGGACCUUGGCAGGAAAAAAUUAGAUCCAGAAGUUGUCAUGAGCCAGGCUUUAGCCUCAAGAAAUCAUGAUAGCUUAUGGACACCAUUCAGUUCAAAUCUAGCUUCCCUUGGGCUCCCACAUACCUGACCUGCCUCUAUUUGUGCUCUGCCUAUUUUGCUCCAAUAUUCCUAGAUAAAGAGGAGAAAGCAGGUCAGGAUUUGAAAAAGGACAGAGUCCGACAGCCUCCCUGGGAACUUUUGGCCAGUGAAAGCCAACCACCUUACUAAAAGUAAAGGACUCAAUUUCCCCAAGAUGAGUUUUUUUUUAUUUCUCCUAGAGAACAAAUUAGUCUCAUGAUGACACUAGGCAGAGUACAGAGCUAGCCUAGGUAACCAUGGAAACCCAGUUUCUAUUCUCCAAAUAGCCAAAUACCAAUAUUUAGAUGCCAAUAUUAAAACAACCAAUUAAGCUCCUGCCAGCAUACAGAGUGUUGUGCUCUAGAUUGGAAGCACAAUUUGGAUGAGAUGUAGUCACUGUCCUUGCAGAGUGAGUAUUUGUCUGCCUUUGUGAGGUCGUCUAGAGGAGUAAUCAGAGCUGGGAAGACUAAGCAGUUUUUGUCUCUGACAAACAUGCCCCACACUCUUAGCUUCACAUCCUACUUUUUCCACUGACUUUUCCUUCCCUAGCUUCUUGGAUGCUGCCCUAUGAGUCUCCUUCCCCACGUCUCAUCUGGGUCAGAAAUCCUCCUUAGAGAUUGCUUGCUCAGCCCCUGCAUAACCUAGAUGAUGAAAUGGGAUCCCAAGGUCAGUGGGAAAACUAAGAUUCCCUCAUGGGUCUCCAGCCUCCCAUAGGUGGCACUUCAUGGUAUUUUUUUGCCCAUCCUCUCCUUCAGUAACCCUUCCCUCUUUGCUGGCUGCUCCUCCCGCAUCCCCUGUGUGCCCACUAUCAGGCCUGGGGUGAGGAGAGGUGAGUUGAGGAAAGCUGGGGAUUCAUGGCACCUGUGCUCAAACCGGGAGGAGGCAGGAAGGUGGUCACUCACUUUCUACAAAGAAAAAUCCUCAAAAUUUUUAUUCUUCUCUUAUCAAUGUUCAUACAGUAGAUGAGAUGUUUUUGUUUAGGAUAAACAUACAUACAAAUAACAGUUACUGCUUGUACUUUUCUGUCUGUGCAUUUGCCAAAAAGAAAAAAAAUUAGAUUUUCUUUAGGACUUUUAAGUGCUCUCUACAAGGCAGGAAGGUAGCUUCUCUCCUGCUUCCAGUGGCAGUGGCAGCAGGUGGCCUAGGCCAAGCCCGAACCUUGGGACUAUUUGAGACCAGCCAGCCAGCUUCUGAAGGUAUUAGCAAGAAUUGGGAAAAAGGAACUGAAAGCAGGGCAUGGCAAUGGGAAAUGGAAUUUCCAUUGCAUCUGCAAAGCCAUUCACUUUUUUCCGUGGCUGGAGAGGAUAAGGGGCCCUGGAGCACUAGGAUUUCCACCUGCCCUGGCCUAAGCAGGCUCUCACCCAGGCCCACCUGGGAACCUGCGGAAAGGUUAAUCCCAUGUGAUUGUAGGGUGAUUUCUCUCCUUCUCAAAAUGGCCUGGCUUCCUCUAAGCCUAGAGUGAGAUUGCCUGGUCAACCCCCUGAGCUGAACGAUCCCCCGGGGUCAUGACCUUUGACCCCAGGGAUGGAAGCUUCUGAGGCCUGCUCCAGAACAGAAAGGGGCUGUCUUUUGUCCUUCGGGCCCAAGCCUGAUACAGUAGGGUCCCAAAGUCCUCAGAAAUGGGGCCUUCAGGCAACUCCUCCAUCUCCUUCACAGCCUAAUUCCCGGGCCCUUGCCUUCUGGAAGGCCGGACUAGCCGAGCUCAGCCCCUGAGGAGUUUCCAAACUAGGUAAAAGCGCCGUGGCUCCUCCUUGAGGAGCACUUGCCCAGGAAGCGGACAGAGCAUUUAACUCCCUGAGAAGCCGCGUCGAACAUUUUCCUUUCUUUCUUCUUUCUUUGCCAACUGAUACCAUUGCCAAACACCCAUGGAGCUUAAGAGAGACUGUUUCAGGAAGCGUUCUUGGGGGCUAGCAAGGUGCCCAGCCGCCCUGGGAACAGCCGAGGUGGAGGGGGACUCCAGGUGUGCCAUCAGCUAUUCUCGCACAGUGUUGACUGUUUUGUGGAACUGUUGUUACAAAGUGAAUUGAUACCACAAUAAAAACAAAAAAGGCUUA